CGCCUAUCGUACCCUCCAUUCCAGAAACCAAGCAAGGGAAAUCAGUGAUAGCGCUUAUUUGAUUUUAACAAACAUCUCAGUGUUCUUGUGGAGGACGAUCAAAAUGGCUCAUCUCUUGAUGGAUUCCUUGACGCGAACACUUUUGAUCUUGAUAGUAAUAUUUUUGGGAGGUAUCGUGCAGAAGGUUAGAGUGGACAUACCCCUCCGUUCACCACAGAUAAACUAUACAUGCCCAGUCACGCCUCUUCACGUCGCUUUGUGCGCUCAUCUCAAUCUUACUUCAGUUCCCGAAGACCUUCCGCAUGACCUGCUGGUCUUAUCUAUCCGUCAAAACCAGUUAACAGAACUUGGAAAUAGAUCUUUCAUGAAUUACAACCAACUAGAAGAAUUGAAUGCUCACCAUAACAUCAUUGCCUUCAUUGAAAGUGGAACAUUCGAAACUCUACCACAAUUGCAGGUCGUGAAACUGGAUCAUAACCUGAUCACUUUUUUACCCAUUUAUUAUCUUCAGAAGAAUGCUCUGUUAUGUAUAAUAACUCUAUCACACAACAAGAUCAGUAGCAUCUCUAGCACUUUUGUGAGUACCCAGAAGGGUGGAAACUUUUAUGGAUGGCGGAAUAUGUCGGUUGUAGAUCUAUCCUUCAAUAAAGUUACAACCAUAACUGAGGAUGACUUUUUACCUUGGAGAAAUUGCUCUGUCGAUAAGCUCAAUGUAAAUAAUAAUAAUGUGACGUUUCUCCAACCUAAGGCAUUUGUACAUUUUUCCAAAUUAGGUAUUCUGAACAUGAACAAUAUCAGCUUAGCUACUUUCGACGUCGAAUAUUUCAUGGACCAUGUUAAAAUCGACAGACUUCUGAUUGCCUCUUCAGGCAUAAAGUACAUUCGUCCAGUGAACAUGUCGUCGAUGCAAAAAGAAAAUGUGCCACUGAUUAAAGAACUUUAUUUAAAUUUGAACAUCUUAAAUGACAUUCCAAGGUAUGCUCUGGGUGGUUUUGAAAAACUGCAAGUCCUGAACCUUCAAGAGAAUCAUAUAUCUAGCAUCAAUAAAGAAUCAUUUUGUGGCUUACAUACACUGGUAGACCUUAAUUUGUCUCGGAAUAGAAUAAAGUCACUUCCCCGCGCCUCGUUCGCUUGCGCCUCAAAACUCCAGAAAGUCGAUUUGUCACGUAAUAACCUCGCGACUUUGGAUCCUCAAUGGUUUGACGGAUCCUGGUUUCUCCGUAGCCUGAUCAUAUAUCAAAGCGGCAUCGGUCGCAUCGCGUUGGGACCAUGGAAGGCAAUAAAUCUUCAGACUCUUGUUAUCAAUAAAAACAAUCUCGGCUUCCUUAAUCAUUACACCUUCACUGGCUUGGUAAAUUUGAAAACACUUGAUGUUUCCGGCAAUGUAAAUUCUUUUGGGAUGUCAGAGGACGCCCUCACCUCAGUCGGUUCCUUAGAAUUACUCGUCAUGUCGGAUGUGGGGAAAUUUACCAUGGAAGGUUCGUUUAGAAAUAUGCAACAUCUAAUUAAUCUGGAUAUGUCAUAUAGCAAGUUGAAAAUUUCAUCGAUUGACCAGUUUGCGAAAGCAUCAGCGCUGAGGGUUCUCAAUAUGUCGGGAUCAUAUCUCAAAGCUCAGGAUUUAGUUGAUAUUCAUACAGGGACAUCGUUGUUCUCAGGGUUGGUCUCCUUGCAGACCCUUAAGCUACGGCACAACCCUUUAGAUACCCUGCACGCUCUUCCUAGCAUGUUCACCCCGCUUGCAAGUCUUGUUGAGCUAGACUUAACAAGUUGUCAUAUACGACAGGUUGCCUCAGGAACAUUUGCAAACUUAACAACCCUGCUUCAGCUUCGUCUGUCUGAAAAUCAAAUAACCAACAUUUCCAAGGACGCUUUUCAAGGUUUGCACAGUUUACGGGUGUUGCAGCUGCAGUACAAUUCAAUUGCAUUCAUCCAGCAAGGGAUGUUUAUGGGCACGAAUAAACUUGAACAGUUGUAUUUACAAAACAAUCACAUUUCGACCGUAGCCUCCAACACUUUAAUGCCGUCAAGUUUGAUUAGAUUCAAUAUCGCAUACAAUCCUUUAACAUGCGAUUGCCAUCUCGCUUGGUUCAGACAAUGGUUGAACGAGGUUGAAGGAAAAAUAGAUCUUGCUCCAGAAAAUCGAAUCCGUUGUUCUAGCAGUUCUUUAAAGGCGUUGGUCAGUCAACAAAUUUGGUCGUUCCAUCCGAAUGAAUAUUGUAGGACCAAUAUCAUGAUUAUAGUAUCUGCAUGUUUUGCGCCGAUUUUAGUGUUAACCAUCGGUAUACUCGUGUAUCUGAACCGAUGGUGGAUAAACUAUAAGUUGUUUCUCCUCAAGUUAGCCAUCGUUGGUUACCACGAGAUCACUGAAGAUCAAACUCCGGAGGACUAUGAAUUCCAACUCAACCUCAUGUUCCAUGACGACGAUGAAUGGUGGGUAAAUGACUGCAUGAAACCUUUUCUGGAGCAGAGGAUGCCUCAUCUGGGGCGCAUCAUAUUUGGCGAUGCCGAUCUUCAUCCAGGAUCGUUCUACUUGAACGCCAUUUACGACGUCAUCGAAAACAGCCACAAGACAAUAUUGUUGCUUAGCAACCAGUCUGUAGAUGAUACCUGGUACAUGACCAAACUCCGUAUGGCAGUGGAGCACAUGAAUGACACCAAGUUGGAGAAGGUCAUCCUGAUUUUCCUUGAAGACAUCGACGAUGACCAUCUAACAUACCUUGUUAGGCUCUUGCUGAGUCGGAACAAGCCGUAUCUGGUGUGGACAGAGGAUGAAGAAGGUCAAGAGGUCUUCUGGGCAAAGGUCCAGAAGAGCAUGAGAUCGAACCGGCAAAUGAACAAUGUCAUACCCAUUUAA
Messenger RNA from Strongylocentrotus purpuratus (purple sea urchin), 2854 nucleotides. Its product is annotated as slit homolog 2 protein-like. Lineage: Eukaryota; Metazoa; Echinodermata; Echinoidea; Camarodonta; Strongylocentrotidae. The record is from RefSeq and is a predicted model, not a curated record. Gene Ontology annotation, molecular function: protein binding. Bases 104 to 2854 code for a protein of 916 amino acids. The transcript has a single exon. Gene Ontology annotation, biological process: signal transduction.